GUGUCAUUGUCAAAAGUGGCGAAAGUUGCAACUAAAUUAUCAAUAGAUUUUCUGUGGGUUAUUAUUUUAUGUAGGUAAAUAAUAAUUUGGCGAGAAUGUCAUCAAACGAGCAAAAAGCCCAGGCGCUUAUCGCCGAAGCCGAAAAGAAAGUUUCAACGAAAGGAUUUUUCGGUUCUCUGUUUGGGGGCUCCAAUCGGCUAGAAGAUGCAGUCGACUGCUAUCAGAGAGGGGCCAAUCUAUUUAAAAUGGCCAAAAAUUGGGACUCUGCAGGAAGUGCUUUCUGCGAAGCAGCUAGCUUGCAUCUCAGGAGCGGCUCAAGGCAUGAUGCAGCCACUAAUUUCGUCGAUGCUGCUAAUUGUUACAAGAAGUCAGACAUUAACAAGGCGGUGACAAAUCUUCUAAAAGCAAUAGAAAUCUACACGGACAUGGGUAGGUUCACGAUGGCGGCCAAACACCACCAGACAAUCGCCGAGAUGUACGAAACCGACGCGGUGGACUUGGAGCGCGCUGUGCAGCACUACGAACAGGCGGCCGAUUACUUCCGAGGCGAGGAGAGCAACUCGUACGCGAACAAGUGCUUGCUGAAAGUGGCGCAGUACGCCGCGCAGCUGGAAAAUUACGAAAAAGCGAUACAAAUCUACCAGGACGUGGCCGCGUCGGCGCUGGAGAGCUCCCUGCUUAAGUACAGCGUGAAGGAGUACUAUUUCAGGGCGGCCCUGUGUCAUUUGUGCGUCGACGUGCUCAACGCCCAGCACGCGCUCGAGCGUUACAAUCAGACUUAUCCGGCGUUCCAGGACUCGAGGGAGUUCAAGUUGCUGAAAACGCUCAUCGAACACAUCGAGGAACAAAGCGUCGACGGGUUCACGGAUGCCGUCAAAGAUUACGAUUCCAUAUCGCGCUUAGAUCAAUGGUACACCACCAUCUUGUUACGUAUUAAAAAGCAACUCAAUGAAAGCCCAGACUUGCGCUGAAAGCUCUCUCCGCAUAGGUAUUUAUUCUCGCUAUUUUAUUAACCUUUGUUAACUCAUAUAUAUCGUUUUAUUUUUGUUACUUUUAUUGUUGAAAUUUUAUUUUAUUCUCGCGGUAAAGGGGAGACAAUGAGAUAAAAUUAUCUGUUUGGUUUAUCAGGCACUGAGAGUUCAAGUUCUUGACUCUUUGUCCCUGAUUUAAAUACAUUCCAUAUAUGAGUUAUGGGUCCUUAUAUAAUACGCAAUAGGGUAGAAUUAACAUGUUGGCUUUAUGUCAAUUGGAAUUUAAAAAUUACUAGACAUUUUUUGUUAAAAUAAUCACAGUCUCUCUUGUGUGAGGGUGGAGUGAAAAUUGUUUAUUACUAUAAUUUAGUAAGUAUUAAAACGCCGCUAUUCCAAUUACAUACUUAGUUCUAAUAACGCUUCGACUAUUAUUUGUGAUGCCUUUUGUAAAUAAUAAAUUUGAUCUGAAUUGAUUUAAUUUGUUUUUAUUUAGUCAAGCCUAUUGAAAUUUGCCUUAGAUGAAUAAAGCUGAGGUUGACAAUAAUUAUUUGUGUUUUAUGAUUUUUUUUAGGUAUUAAGUAAUAAAAAGAUACAAUGUGAGAUAUAACUGCCCUAUAUCCGUUUUAAAAUGUGUAAUUUUUUGUUAAAAUUGACCAUACAGAGUGAUUUCAUUUGCAUUGGCGUAACUGUAUUAGAAAUAUAUUGUUAGAAUUGUUUUAAAUACAAAACUAUUUAGCGUGUCGGUCGAAUGUUUACUGUCCAAACUAUCGUUUUUAUAUUAUAAAUGUUAUAGCACGGUUAAUAUUAAUCAAAGUCACUGUAGUAUUGUAGAUCGCCUAUACUUUAUUAAUAAAAAAACAUUAAAAUGUCGUUGGUUAAAGUAUACUUAAGUAAUAAACAAGUACAAUUAUUAGGAUUCAUAAGUAUUGGAUUAUUCCAUCUUCGGUUUUUAUUAUUGUUCAUAAACUUAUCUUAUAACUCAUGUUAUGUAUAUAUCAUAAGUGGCAUAAUAAACGAAA
Brassicogethes aeneus is the source of this 1990-nucleotide messenger RNA. The record is from the annotation of a GenBank genome assembly. Lineage: Eukaryota; Metazoa; Arthropoda; Insecta; Coleoptera; Nitidulidae.